UCUCUGUGAGGAGGACAUUUCUUCAAGGUUCUCUCUCCCUGCAGCUGCCCCAGACUCGGAUGAUGUUGCUCUCUACGUGGGGAUUGUCAUAGCAGUGAUCGUGUGCCUGGCUAUCUGCGUGGUCGUGGCCCUCUUGGUCUAUCGCAAGAACCACCGUGACUUCGAGUCCGAUAUCAUUGACUCCUCCGCUCUAAACGGGGGAUUUCAGCCUGUUAACAUCAAGGCUGCAAGGCAAGACCUCCUGGCGGUACCACCAGACCUCACUUCUGCUGCAGCCAUGUACAGGGGGCCUGUUUAUGCCUUGCAUGAUGUCUCUGAUAAAAUCCCAAUGACCAAUUCGCCAAUCCUGGACCCGCUCCCCAACCUGAAGAUCAAGGUUUAUAACACCUCUGGUGCUGUCACCCCCCAGGAUGACCUCUCUGACUUCUCCUCCAAGCUGUCCCCACAGAUUACACAGUCUCUGCUGGAGAAUGAGACCCUGAACAUGAAGAGCCAGAGCCUUGCUCGGCAAACAGACCCAUCAUGCACUGCAUUUGGGACCUUCAACUCCCUAGGAGGUCACCUUGUAAUUCCCAAUUCAGGAGUAAGCCUGCUGAUCCCAGCAGGGGCUGUUCCACAAGGGAGAGUCUAUGAAAUGUAUGUGACAGUUCACAGGAAGGAGAACAUGAGGCCACCUGUAGAAGACAGCCAAACCCUGCUGACACCAGUGGUGAGCUGUGGCCCUCCAGGAGCCCUGCUAACCCGGCCUGUCAUUUUAACCAUGCACCACUGCGCAGAACCAAACACAGAGGACUGGCAGAUCCAGCUGAAGCACCAGGCUGCCCAGGGACCAUGGGAGGAUGUGGUGGUGGUCGGGGAGGAGAACUUCACCACUCCAUGCUAUAUCCAGCUGGACCCAGAGGCCUGCCAUAUCUUGACAGAAACUCUCAGCACGUAUGCCUUGGUGGGACAGUCAAUCACCAAAGCAGCAGCCAAACGUCUCAAACUGGCCAUCUUUGGACCACUGUCCUGCUCUUCUCUGGAGUACAGCAUCCGGGUCUACUGCCUCGAUGACACACAGGAUGCCCUUAAGGAGGUCCUCCAGCUUGAGCGGCAGAUGGGUGGGCAGCUUUUGGAGGAGCCCAAAGCUUUGCAUUUUAAGGGAAGCACCCACAACCUCCGCCUGUCCAUUCAUGACAUUGCCCACUCUCUCUGGAAGAGCAAACUUCUGGCUAAAUAUCAGGAGAUUCCCUUUUAUCACAUCUGGAGUGGAUGCCAGAGGAACCUGCACUGCACCUUCACUCUGGAAAGGUUCAGCCUGAGUACCCUGGAGCUGGUGUGCAAACUCUGCGUGCGGCAGGUUGAAGGAGAAGGACAGAUCUUCCAGCUGAACUGCUCCAUCUCUGAGGAACCUACUGGCAUUGAUUACCCUCCCCUGGACUCAGCAGGCACCGUCACCACCAUAGUAGGGCCCAGCGCCUUCAGCAUCCCACUCCCCAUCAGGCAGAAGCUGUGCAGCAGCCUGGACGCGCCCCAGACCAGGGGCCACGACUGGCGGAUGCUGGCCCACAAGCUGAAACUGGACAGGUACCUAAAUUAUUUUGCUACGAAAUCGAGUCCCACCGGGGUGAUCCUGGAUCUCUGGGAAGCCCAGAAUUUCCCUGACGGCAACCUGAGCAUGCUGGCAGCGGUUCUUGAAGAAAUGGGAAGACACGAAACCGUUGUUUCUUUGGCAGCAGAAGGAAAUUACUGAUGCAGCCUUGGCAUGAACAGGAAGGACAGACACAGGGAGUGGUAAUGCCCUGUUAUUGCAAACGAGAACUGAAAUGAAAACCCAGACCAAUGAGUUACACGAGACGUUUCACAGAAGCAAGCAAGCGAACAAACGAACACACAAAAAACCAGCCCUGACCUUCACAUGUGCUCUCCUUGUACAUUAUCACAGGAUCUAAAAGAAAUCAUGCAAAGUUGUACCUUGAAAAUAUAAAUCAACCUAAUGUUCCUCUUGGCUUGGCUGUACACUGCUUGGUACAGGAUUUUACAGUUUCCUAGGAAACGCUUUUUAUUGCUAUCCAGAUAUAUGGAUAAACUUUCUUAACAAUCCCAGUUUCUAUGGAUGUUGUUUACAUCAAAUUCUGGACAGGGGUAAGGAGACUGUCCAUGGCUCUUUAUAUUUUUUGUUUAAAGCCAUUCUAGACAAGGCUAUGGACAGUUGGUUGUGGCUAUGUCAGCUUAUU
Molecule: messenger RNA, 2216 nt
Organism: Merops nubicus (carmine bee-eater)
Lineage: Eukaryota; Metazoa; Chordata; Aves; Coraciiformes; Meropidae
Gene: UNC5C
Product: unc-5 homolog C (C. elegans)
Exons: 9
Biological process (GO): netrin-activated signaling pathway
Cellular component (GO): membrane
Molecular function (GO): netrin receptor activity; protein binding
Source: RefSeq, a predicted model, not a curated record